Molecule: messenger RNA, 1503 nt
Organism: Cylindrotheca closterium
Lineage: Eukaryota; Bacillariophyta; Bacillariophyceae; Bacillariales; Bacillariaceae
Source: the annotation of a GenBank genome assembly
AUGGCCAAGGAAGAUGUGGAUGCCGUUACUUCCCCCAAGACUCCCAUAAGUCGGAAAUCAGCGCCUUCGUCGUCGGAUGAAACUAAGGACCAAGCUGCACUUUCACCUGAGAGUCCACUUCAGGAAAUGGAAGGUCAGGAAGCCCCAGAUAGUAACGGUAAAAAGCCAAGCUCGUCCAAGAGUUCCAAAUCUGGCAAAUCAUCGAAAACCAAGAAAGAUAAAUCAAAGAAGGAAAAAAAGGACAAGGCAUCAUCCAAAGAUAAGGACCGAUCAUCAGGCGGUUCUUCUUCGAGAGAUCGGACCAAAAGUCUAAAGGGUGAAGAGAAAGAGCCGGCUUCGCCUAAAGUGAAGCGAGAAGGUAGCCAACGCUCCUUAAAAUCACCGCGUUCGAGUAGACGAAAAGGGAGAUCAAAGAAUGGAAAGAAGGGAGUAUUUUUCAACAAAUCUGUCUACGUGAAUACUAUUCCCAAUUUGGAGACUUUCAAGAGGCAAGAAAUUGAUGCUGUCUGGUUUACUCCGGAUGAGUAUGCGUCAAUGGAACAAGAAUGUGAUGAAACAGCAGCCAUCUUGGAUGCCAAUCGACCAUUGAGUGCAGCACUAUGUCCGAGAGGUUUGGAAGCUUGGACCACUGACGGUGAACUGAAUAAAGAAGCGAAUGUGCAAGAGGCAAUAGAAAGUGUUUGGCAGGCCCAGCUGGAACAAUGGCAAAUGGCACAAGAUACUAAUGAAUGCUGGGAAUUCAUACGCGGAGAAUAUCUACCGACAUCGGAGCGGUGUCAUCAAGAUGCCCAUCACACAGCGUUGCGAGAUGAGGAAGCCAUUCAAUCUUACCUCAACACCACACGACAAGUCUUUUCGCAAUUUGCUCGCCGUGUAUUAGGCAAGGCAGGUGGUUCCAAGAAAAUCUCUCGGCGAACGACGAACGAUGUGGCGCUCGUUACGCCAAAAGCGGCAAAUCGAAGAACUCUAGGGGUCCGGCAAACCAGUUCAAGAUCGGUAUCAAGCAGCGCGAGAUCCACAUCCUCGUCACGUGAUGCAAGUCUCAAGCUAUCACAAUUAGCUAUUAAUGGUACCCUGAAGUCUAGUCUCAAGACAUCUACUGUCUUUAUUCCGGACGAUGGAACCAUCGAUGAGGAUGGCAGUAUCAUUUCCCACUCUGAAAGAUCCAGCGGCUCUCGUAGAAUUACUAGGAGACCCGCACGAUCAUCCAAUGCCACAACCACGACGGACAGUAGCGACAUCAAAAGUGUUGGAUCUCUUUCCUAUGCUUCGACGAUUGAAUCCUCAGCUUCCGCUACCAUCAAUUCGGGAAAUCGCAAGAUUUCCUUCAAGGCCAAAUCGAAAACCAAGAUUCCUACUUCGCCUGUCGGAAGUGUUGCGGAUGGCAGUACGAUGGACGAAUCCACUAAUAGUCGUCGUAUGCGAUCGCACAUGUCAGUUGCGAGUGAUGACAGUACGAGACGGCGCAUGAGAAAGGUGCUCUCCGCCAAGCCACUCUUAUAA